CACCCCGUUCUUUUUCUACUAUAAAUACCUAACGAAUCCGAGUCCACUGGCAUCAGUUUGAUCAGUCCAGCAUUCCAGCAAAAGCAAGCCGUUUGCAAUCAGUAGCAUUUUUGCAGUUUAAUAUGGCUAAAUUUACCACUUUAGCGGUACUUGUUGCUUUCGUAGCUGUCGCUAUGGCUAGUGACCAAUAUUCCUACAAAAAGGGAAGUUCGAGUUUCGAUGUUUCGUCAUACGGUUACGACAACAAAGGUAGCUAUGUACCCCGUUAUGGUUACGAAAAGAAGGAAAGUUACGGUUACCAUGCCGCUCCUUACGGCUACGGGAAAACACCAAGCCACGGCUAUAAUGCCCCUGCUUACGGUUACAACAAGAAAGGAAGUCACGGUUAUCAUAGUGCACCUUACGGUUACGAUAGAGGAAAUUAUGGUUAUCGUUCCUCGCCCUAUGGUUACGCCAACAAAGGCUAUGGUUAUAACGCCCCAGCUUACGGUUACGAAAAGAAAGGCGGCUAUGGGUACCACGCUGCACCUUAUGGAUACGAUAAGAAAUUGAGCUACGGAUACGGUGCUCCAGCUUACGGCUACGAAAGGAAACCAAGCUACGGGUACGGUACUCCGACAUAUGGUUACGACAAGAAAGCCAGCUACGGUUACGAUGCUCCCUCUUAUGGUUAUGAUAAGCACGAGAAACCUAAAUCUUACGGGACAGUUUACUCCGCAGCAAGUUAUUGAAUUGUUACGCAGCCUGGCCAUUACUGACAACUCGUAUUUCCCUAUCACUUGCUACGAUUUAAUUGUGUUCGGUUAUUUGAAUAUGUGUGUUGUGCUUUGCUUUUCUGUGUCUUUUAAAUUGCUAAUAUAAUGUUCGUAAUGGA
Molecule: messenger RNA, 874 nt
Organism: Daphnia magna
Lineage: Eukaryota; Metazoa; Arthropoda; Branchiopoda; Diplostraca; Daphniidae
Product: prisilkin-39
Exons: 2
Coding region: 123-731 (202 amino acids)
Molecular function (GO): neuropeptide hormone activity
Source: RefSeq, a predicted model, not a curated record